AGAUAGAUUGAGAGGCCGGAAGAGCCGAAGCCAGGAGAGGAAGGAGGAGCAGGAGAGGAAGCGGAAGCGAGCGAGGAUGCCUUGCCUGAACCUGUCGACGAACGUGAACCUGGAUGGGGUGGACACCUCCUCCAUCCUCGCCGAAGCCUCCAAGACCGUCGCCACCGUCAUCGGCAAGCCCGAGGCCUACGUGAUGGUUGUUCUCAAGGGUUCAGUGCCUAUGGCAUUUGGAGGCACCCAGGAGCCUGCAGCUUAUGGUGAACUGGUUUCCAUUGGAGGGCUGAACCCUGAUGUCAAUAAGAAGCUGAGUGCCGGCAUAGCUUCUAUCCUGGAGUCAAAGCUGUCCAUUCCCAAGUCUCGCUACUACCUCAAGUUCUACGAUUCAAAGCGCUCAGACUUCGGUUGGAACGGCUCCACCUUCUAGAUUUGAGGUCUGUGACGUCACCGCAGGAAAUUCGAGUUAUGUAAUGCCUAUUAAGGACAGUGUCUUAAGAUAUCAGUUAAGCAGUGAGAAGUGUUAUGUGAAACUGGGUUGUUUGAAUGCAACUUAUUACCAUACUUUGUUUUUACUCAAUGUUUAUUUUGUUGGUUGGUCCUUUGGCUA
Molecule: messenger RNA, 604 nt
Organism: Phragmites australis (common reed)
Lineage: Eukaryota; Viridiplantae; Streptophyta; Magnoliopsida; Poales; Poaceae
Exons: 3
Coding region: 77-424 (115 amino acids)
Molecular function (GO): phenylpyruvate tautomerase activity
Source: RefSeq, a predicted model, not a curated record